Molecule: messenger RNA, 6397 nt
Organism: Amoebophrya sp. A120
Lineage: Eukaryota; Dinophyceae; Syndiniales; Amoebophryaceae
Source: the annotation of a GenBank genome assembly
AGGAGUUGUGGUGGCACAUUAGGCAGAAGAACAACAGGUGAAAAAUUCAGUAUUACCCUGGCCUAGUGUUAUCACGAUCACUAAAGAAAUCCGAAAUAAAAAACAAGUACGCGGUUGCUUCGGCACAUUAUACGAUUUACGAGUUUUUGAAAAUAAAUACAUCUGGAGAAUUAUCAAAGAAUUACCAUCGAAGAUGGCGUCAGACUGGAUCUGUGCCGUGUGCCUGGACAUCAACUGGGCACACAAAAAGAUGUGCCGCUGGGGCUGCGAUACGGUGAACCCGACACUACCGCCAGGCGUAGAUCCGUAUGGACCGGAAGAAAAGUAAAUUGAUGUGCUAGCCUGCAGCUGCCCCUGCAAGAAAUUAUUGCACCCUGCCUGCCGUCAUGCUUUUGCUUAUUGUGCAAUGGAAUGGAUGAAAUGAGGGUCUUUUCCGUUUGACGUUGAUAUUCAUAAAAAAAAACAAGAAGAAACAAGCGGCUCCUCACUUGAUACAAAGAAAUCAAAUCCUUACAGCACCGCGGGGAUGGCCGGUGGGCCGCCGAUGAGCGCCAGUGGUGGAAAUAAUAACAACUCCACGCCCAUGAGUUGCGGUCCGGUAAACACCAGUGGUCUGCACCAGCCAAGCUGCGGCGCGAAUGUACAGCCACCAGUGGCCGCGGGGACCGCGGGCAACGACCUGAUGUCGAAAGAGGCAGAGGACCUUUUGGAGUCGCUCUUCGCCUGGACAAAAGACGACGGUAGCAGCAACUCCACCGGGGGCGCCAGUACUUCUAACGUGGGGAGUAAUACCACGAAUCUUUUCAACCGGUCGAAUUCGAACGGAACAAGGGUAAGUAGUUUAUGGAAACUUAACUGCGUAUCGAUCGUAUUUUAUUUCGACGUUUUUCUUACUGUUUUUCUUUUUUGCUGAGCAUGUUAGAAAAACAUAUGAUUAUUGAAAAAACUUCCUCUACACUUCUACCAGUCCCUCCUUCCGGAUCCGAGUUCGCUGAUCUCUACGACCUCUUCCUCCAGCAGUAUGUGCGGUUCCUCGCUCCUCGCGGAACUGCUGAAGACCACGUCUUCCUCCAGUCAAGCGGUUGUGAACCCACUGAGUCUGAAUAUGGGCGGGCCAGACGGGUCCCUGGCAAGUCUCGCGAACGCGCUCUCCGCACCGUCCCCGCCAGACUCUGCCAGGACGCAAGCGCCCCCGCUGCGGUUUCCGAGGCCGGCCGGGCUGGACUUACCGCUCCCACCGACGGUCCACGGGUCUUCCGUGCCGAGUCCGCCGCCGAUGAGUUCCUCCGACCUGUUCUGCCCACCAAUCAUACCGCCAAUGGGCUGUUCCGCGGCGCAGCAGCGGCCGCCACCGAUGUUCAACGGGGGAAAUAAUCACCUCUUUCCGCCGCAGAACACACACGACACCUUUACGCCAGUGCAGCAGCACCCGCAGCCGCCGAGAGCAGGAGGACAUCACAACAUGAUCAACCGCGGACCGCACGGUGCGGCACACGGUCCACAGGACAACAGUACGGGAAUGGAAAUAACAACUUCGUCCGAGCGUUUCCACCCGUUGAGCGUGCUGUGUGAUUACAGUUGGUUACAGCAGCAUCUAGAUAUGAUCUACUUCUACUCUAGCAAGUUUUUUUUUUUACCGGCAUAUUACUAGAGGGAGGGAGAGCUAGCAGCUGCGGUAGCUGGUAAAUAGGGUCCUCUGAAGAUCUUCGGAAAAGAAAAUCCUCGGAUCUUCAUCCUCACGUAGUGAUAGAUCUGGGAGCUGCAUCUUGGUGUACUACUGGCACGGGCUUCUGUAGAUCACUAUGGGGUACAGAUUAUGCGCACUUGGGAGGCUUCUGUCUUUUGCAAAUUGAGAGAACUGCAUAUACACUGCAGCAAACGGAGCAAGAGUCUGUGGAUGUUGAAUCUCCGAGACUAUAAUUGCCAGCGGGUCCGUUUAUUUCUAGUAUGAUUGGGAUGGGUAUUAUGGGUUUGCUGCUGGGUUGCCUACUAGUACUACCUAGUUUGUCCGGAUAAGAAAAACUCUUCCUCUACUUCGUUUGGGAGGCACAUGCAGCUCUUUUUCGUUUCUGUUGCGUAGCUUCCAGGGCAGAGGUUGGUCGACCGUUGCGUGUUGGACAAGCUUCGUGGGAUAAUUUUUGGGUGCUCUCAUUGGUGUUACGAUGUUUGCCGUUUCCAAGUAGCCCAUGCAUAUCAUGAUCAUGUAUACGCAUACCGUAAAAACCGUUUUCAUUGUAACAUAAGCACAUACACACAUACCAUUAAAACUGUGAUCACACAUGAAAGAUGUUUGAAAAUACUAGAGUCGUUCCUGCUUAUUUCUUGGGUGGAAAGCAACUUCUUUCCUCUCUAUCACACACGGGCGCCGCAACAACGGACACAAGAUAUCGCGAGGAAAAUUGCCCCCUCCCCCAAGGUUGCAAAAAGUUGUGAUGCGAAGUUUCCAAAUGAAAGCUUUUUGUCAUGCAUGAAAGGAGUAUGAAUCUUUCUGAUGCAGAGUCUAGGCGUGUAUCGCAUCGGUUGCAUGACAAGCGGCGCUCUUACUGGGGUCUUUUGCAAUACAAAUUUCCGCUAUUCACGAUUCAAAACCUGUGAUGCUGAUAGAUGCAAGAGGGCGAAUGUUUCAUUUGGAAAGGUUUGCAAUACAAAUCUUUCAAGUUCGGGGGUGGGGGCAUUUUUCAUUGUAGUACAAAACCGUGUUCCCGGGCGACUGGAUCUGCGAUGGGUGUGGCGAUUUGCAUAUCAAAAUGAAAAAUCCCCCCUCCCCAUAUCAAAGUGAAAAUCUGUGAUGCGGGAUUUGUGUACACAAAUCGGGUUUGUCUUGCAGUAGAGGACUGCAGACAGAUACAAAGCCGGAGCGGGGGCGUUUUGGUGUAGGGACGCCUAGCACGGCAGGCGCGUCCUUUGUAGGCCACACGGCAUUACAAAUUGCCUGCAAAACGCGGCGGAGUCUCUGGAUUUGCCUUCCAGCAAUACAGAGACGAUUUGUGGUCACAAAUCAGCAUCACAAAUCUUCGGAAGUAUCCAUUUUUGGUAUGGGGAGGGGGGAUUUUUCCUCUCAAUAUUGCAAUUCGCCCGGAAUCAGUCCUGCCGGGUGUGCGGGGCGCCACGGGCGAAAGAACGGCUGAUGUUUUCGCAGCGGGACGGGAUCCCGGAGAACGGGUUUAUCAAAAGUAAAAAUGUCUGGGUCUGGAAGGGUUGGAACUUGUGAUGCAAACUUUGGAGCACACAAAAAUUUGUGUUGCAUGAGCGCCAAAAGCUGUCCAUUUCUUGGCAAGCAAGUAGGAAGUUUCUCAUGCGGGACAGGCAUCAUGAGGCGUGCUCAAAACCUGUGAUGCUUUCGCCUGCAUCAGACGCCACUUGCGUGAUCCGAAAUAUGCAUGACAAAUCUCAGAAUCUUCGUCUUCCAGACCCAGACAUUUUUACAUUUGAUAGGGUUGAUGAUCGAGCAGUUGCGGUCCAGAAUGCCGGGCUCGCUCUUCUCCCAGCGGGCACCGAACCAGUGGGGAAAGUCCUCGAACGGAUUGCGGGUGGCUAAGGAUUUGACCGCCGGGGGCGACAGUACUACGAAGGAUAGUAACAAGGACAAUGCUAACGGGACGAACACGAACAACAGCAAUUCGAGCAGCUCUUCCUCAUCUGGUGGCAACAAGCAGUCGAAUACAACCACGUCGAACCCCGGGUCCGCUUCUUCCCCUUCCGUCGACUUGGUCGAUGCGGAUAUGCUGAAAGAAGUCAAGAACUCACGACCGAGCACGGAAAACGGAAAGAUGAGUGACGACGAGCAGAUGAAAAGCUGUUCAAAAAAUUCCUCCCCCAACACGACCGGGGAGAUGGAAAAUGACAAGGAGGAAAACCUAGAAAUGAAAGACAAAGACACGACAACAGGAGAACAACAAGAUGCCGUUGCCCCGUCGAAAUCCACGGAGGAAGAAGGAGGUCAGCAAACUAGUACAGAGAACAAGCACACUUCCUCUUCCUCUACCGGCGGCGGCGGCUCCGCGUCUGUCGUGGAAACGAUGCUGUUGGAGGUGUGCGGGGCCCUACCACCGUCGGACUUGACCAUGAUGGAGAAGGAGGAAAACUCGCACGAAAAUAGCAACAGCAACUCCGCGGAAAAUAACCGACCGCUUUCUCUUUCGGAAAACAUCGACAGGAAAAUCGAGGAGUUGAAGAACGAGAUUCACCGGCCGUCUGCAAAAAUCCUGCCGAACAAAAGUGCUGGCUGCAACGGCGAAAACGCGACUAGUAGCUCUAGCUGUCAAAGCACGAAUAGUUCCGCCAGUAAACAAUACUCAACGAACGCGAGUAGUCCGAUGUUUGGGGAAAACCACAUCGGAGAGGGAAUGGAAGAUUGCAAAAUGGAAAAAAUCGAUUCUACUUGCAGCACUAUGGCGGGCAGCAGUUCGAUGGGGAGUGCGAAUGGCGGGACAACUACGACGGUGAAGUCGGCUAAGCCGGUAUUUUUAGAAGUGCGCUUUAGAAGUUAUUAUUGCCACAGUGGUUGGUUUGCAUACGAAGGUUGCUGUGCAUGUUGCUGCAGGUUGCUAUGCAUGUUGAGAAAUUUCAAAAUAAUGAAAAUCAAAAUUCAUCAAACAGGCUAUCCGGAUCCCGAACAACCCAUUUCUGCGGAGCGCGCCAUACUAGCGUUCUGCGCCACAGCCAUCGCGUUUCGGAAAAGAAAAUGACGAAUUCUUCAACACCACACAGUAGAGAAAAGAACCGCGGAGCAGGGGUGAUGCUGCGACGAUAAGCAGAACUCUUCGCGAAACCAAACGACAAAUUCAAAUUUAGUAUGUGAGCAAUACUAGUUUCAGUACCCAAAGCAAAGAUAAACUCCACAGUUAAUGACGACACAGCCGAUUAGUAUGUCUCCGUACACAAAUAACGAGCCUCGCAGAUGAAAGGACCUGAGAGGUUUUACAAAAUUGUUCAUAUUCAGACACGAUAACUCAAUAAAUUCGUUUCCAAUAUUCAAAAUUAUUCAAUUUAAAGUUUUACAAUUAUAGCAAAGGCUUCUCGUGAUUUUAGGUAACUUGUGAUUUCGUGAUUUCAGACUUGUAAGAACUUAGUCGUCCGGAAACUCGACAGAAAAUAUCCACCCGUGUUGUUACAACGUGACUUACAUUGUGUUACUUACCACCCUGUCUUACUGACCUCCGUUCGUUCCCAAAAGGACCUAGACUUACACUCGUUGCCCGCUCAAGCAUCUUGCAAUAGCGACGUGAGGAUCAUACUAGCAGACUCUUCGUGUUAAAUGUGUGUGGCACAGAGAAAGGAAAAAUUAGCAUGACAGAGUCAGAACCCGUGAGGGAAAAUAUCUAAUGACCGCCUGCUGGUGCUGCAGGUAAAGUAGACAAUAACAAAUUUAUCAAUUUACAACUAUAGCAAAAAUAGCACUCCUUACAGCAUUUUUUAUCGGAUUUGGCAUAUGUUAAUCACUGAAGUUUUAGCUUGGGCAAAAGUACACCACGAAACCUCCUGGUGCCACAAGUGACGGAGUGGCUUUAUCAUACUGGAAGGAGCUAUGAAAUGAAUAGCAUGAAGAGAAGAAGCUGCUUCUCUCACGACAUAUAACAUCGGGCGAAAAUUAUGAUUAUGUUACGUUUGGAGCCGUUGCAGCCGACUCACUAGGAUGCGGGCGAGAUAUCCACCAUCGAAAUAGCACCAGUACAGAUGUAGACUCGGUUUCGGAAAAGUAAAUGCAAAUGAAAAAUGAACGAUGUUGUCAGAUGAACUACUAGGAAGACGGUUAAUAUUAAGUCGAGCAUCACACUUCUGCUUCAGUAGCCGCAAGAGCAUACGAUAAUGGCGAUUACAAUUUUCCUACUCAGACACUCUUCGCUUUUACGAAGCACAAUAUGUUGUGUAUGAUCUGCUAUUCGUAGUACUUCUCCAGCUCGGACGACAAUAUACACGAUGUUUCGAAUCUUACGAUAGACGCCCAACUACUCCGAAAUAAAACACACCAGGACGAGAUAAACCCGACACAGCAUUACGCUAAAAUUCCGCUUACAAAUAUCCACUCUAUUUCCAGUACGUCAGCUUCGUCUCUCCGCGAAUUACGCAAGAGGCAGCGACGUAACACGCUGGAUACCUGAACUAAAGUUUUGCUUUUACCGUAGAUGUGUGUCGUGUUCUACUUUACUGGAUAAACACCACCCAACGCUAUUACUAGACGUAGCGCUAGCGCCAUUCAGGAGUAGUUUCUGCUUUGUGAUUGGCCUUGAACUACAUUUCUCACUCCUAGGGAAGGAAGCUAUCUUUUCAGAUGAUCCACUUUAUGCUAGUAAUUCUAAAUCAGAUUCCACUCGCCUCUUCUCGAGUUACCCGAUGAGUGAAUGUCAAACACCUCAACCUUUAUACCGCCUAUUACUGUAAAUCUGUAUGUAAAAAA